AUGCAGGGACCGGAGGACGUGGCAGAGACGAAGAAGCCUCCCAAGGGGGGCAAGACGAAGGCUCGCAGACCCUCGAAGAAGCCGACCGCGCGUGGCGUCGCGAAGCCGGCCAAGAAAGCCACCAAGCCCCCCGCAAAAGCCAAGCCUGGUGCCGAGGAGCAGGCGGACGCGCCGCUCCGGAAGUCGAAGCGGGCCGCGGCCCCGAACCCGCUCUACAGCGACGCCGCUCUGCUGGACGACGGCGACGUGAUCGAGCUCGAGGCGGAGGAAGCGGUGAAAAAGAAGCGCAAGACGGAGGCCCACCCAAUCAAGUGGUCGAAGGACGCCCUCGAGGACGAGGAUGAGGUCGACAGGCUCACGCGGGAGCGGCUGAAGCACAUGACCAAGCUCACGCCGCUCCUGAACCGCGUCAAGAAAAUGACCAACAUCCCGAAGCUGGAGUCGUUCGUGCGCGUCCUGCGGCAGGGCGGCGCCGGGGAGCACAGCCAGGAGGUGCUCGAGGCCACGCUUGACAAGCUGCAGGAGGUGAGAGAGAAGAAGAGUAAGAAAUAA
This is a messenger RNA of Pedinophyceae sp. YPF-701, 552 nucleotides long. NCBI's taxonomy places the organism in Eukaryota, Viridiplantae, Chlorophyta, Pedinophyceae. The record is from the annotation of a GenBank genome assembly.